AUGUCCAAAGCGUCCAACACAUCGUUCUGGAGAGGCUCUGGGAGCUGGAGAGGAUCCUCCUUCCCACCAUCUCGUGGAUUCCCACAGCGAGGCACAUGGAGAAAGAGCGAAGAAUCAAAGCCGCCAACGACAAAGACAACGACACCGCCUCCUCGAGGAGAACUGGUGACGGAGCUCAAGGCAGAGGAGUUGUCACUCUCUGAACACAACCACGAUCCGAAGAUCAGAGACUGCAGUUAUGUUGCCUCGUACAGUUGGGCAGAUGGAGAGAGCCCAAGCCCGACGGUGAUCAUUCCUGGAAAACCUCCUCUCUGGGCACCUCCCGCGGUCAAUCGCCGACUGGAGCCUGACAAGGGCGACUUCUAUCGUGAUCCGAAUGCCGCCCGCUACCCGUCCUAUCCCAUGGAGCCGGCCAUCCAAGCCGUGUUGAAGCAGCAUCCCCAGUUUCCCACGCAAGACAUCGACAUUGUCACCUGCACCAGCGCCUUGGGGAACCUGUCUCGGUUCGCGCGCGGCGUGGAAAAGGAGUUCAGGAUUAUCUUGGCGAGGGUGGGGACGACGGUGUUCCUGGUGCGCAGAGAGAACUCGCCGACCGAGCUGAUCUCCGAUAUCCAGGGUUACGGCCACAGCUUCCCCGACGAAUACACCAAGUGGGAGAAAGAUGUCGAGACCUCGGUGUCCCAUCAGAGAAUUGUCCAAUACCGGUUGGGGGGGCUACACCUGCUGGUUCGCUUUGGAGUGGACGGAUACCUGAGACAGGAAAGCGCGAGUCCAGACCAUCAACCACCAGAGGCGACUUCCUCCAUCGAGACACUCGGCGCGAGAUCAAAUGGCCAUGCGAUUGCCACAGCUACCGGCAAGGGAGGCCUUCAGAUCAAGGCAGGCGGCCGUCCCAUUCCUCAGGAAAGCAUUUUCGACCUGAAGACCCGCUCUCAAUUCGACCACUUGACUCGAACAAUCAAGAAGGAGAUUAACCUGACCGAAAUCCUACCACGGCUUUGGAUGGCCCAGGUUCCGAAUCUGAUCGUGGGGUAUCAUGAUCGUGGACGGUUUCAGGAUAUCCGUGUCCAGGACAUGCGCCCGGAAAUAGAGAGCUGGGAAGUGGAGAACGCUCAUCAUAAUCGCCGACUGGCAUCGUUGCUGCAGGAGCUGGUUGAGAUGGCCAGAAAUUGCCGCACUAAUCUCGAGAUCUGCCGGUCCGAAUCGGGGCCUCUGGAGAUCAGGCGUCUGGCGGACAACGGAGUAGAAGUGCUUCCUCCCCACCUCCAAGACUGGUGGCUGAGAGGGCCUGAGCAUGAUCAAGAAGCCACUCCGCAGGAAGACUCUUCAAAUCUUGACAAGUUGUUGGGUAAUCAUGUUCGUUUGGGUACCGGUUCUAGUCCUAACGUUGCAGACGAGGAACAUAACGUUGCAGACUACGAGCAACACUGGCAGGCAGACGAGGAACAUAACGUUCCAGACUACAAGGAACACUGGCAGGCAGACUCGGAGGUCUACUCGGACGAUGAGUCGGAGAAAGAUUACACGGCGUGUUCCGAGAGCUGCGAGUAUUGCGGCCACUGUUUGUACUGA
This is a messenger RNA of Capronia epimyces CBS 606.96, 1572 nucleotides long. RefSeq lists its product as uncharacterized. Bases 1 to 1572 code for a protein of 523 amino acids. The record is from RefSeq and is a predicted model, not a curated record. Lineage: Eukaryota; Fungi; Ascomycota; Eurotiomycetes; Chaetothyriales; Herpotrichiellaceae. The transcript is spliced from 2 exons.